AGCGUAGUCUGUGGAGCUGCUGCUGGAGGCUGAGUCGCAGAGGGGCCGACUGGGCGGGCUAGGUCCGUCGGUGCUGCGCGGCCACGGCCAUGGGGGGCUUGAAGGACGAGCUGCUAAAAGCCAUCUGGCACGCCUUCACCGCGCUCGACCUGGACCGCAGCGGCAAGGUCUCCAAGUCGCAGCUCAAGGUCCUUUCCCAUAACCUGUGCACGGUGCUAAAGGUUCCACAUGACCCUGUUGCCCUUGAAGAACACUUCAGGGAUGACGAUGAGGGGCCUGUCUCCAACCAGGGCUACAUGCCAUAUUUAAACAAGUUCAUUUUGGAAAAGGUCCAAGAUAACUUUGACAAGAUUGAAUUCAAUAGGAUGUGUUGGACCCUCUGUGUCAAGAAAAACCUCACGAAGAGUCUGCUGCUAAUUGCAGAAGAUGAUGCAUUCAAAGUGUGGGUCAUUUUCAACUUUUUGUCCGAGGACAAGUAUCCAUUAAUUAUUGUGCCAGAAGAGAUCGAAUACCUGCUUAAGAAACUUACAGAAGCCAUGGGAGGAGGUUGGCAACAAGAACAAUUUGAACAUUACAAAAUAAACUUUGAUGACAAUAAAGAUGGCCUUUCUGCGUGGGAACUUAUUGAGCUAAUUGGAAAUGGACAGUUUAGCAAGGGCAUGGAUCGUCAGACAGUGUCUAUGGCCAUUAAUGAAGUCUUCAAUGAGCUUAUUUUAGAUGUAUUGAAACAGGGUUACAUGAUGAAAAAAGGCCACAAACGGAAAAACUGGACUGAGCGGUGGUUUGUGUUAAAACCCAACAUAAUCUCCUACUAUGUGAGUGAGGAUCUGAAAGAUAAGAAGGGGGACAUCGUCUUGGAUGAAAACUGCUGUGUGGAGUCUCUGCCUGACAAAGAUGGGAAGAAGUGUCUUUUCCUAAUAAAAUGCUUUGAGAAGACCUUUGAAAUCAGUGCUUCAGAUAAGAAGAAGAAACAAGAGUGGAUUCAGGCCAUCCAUUCUACUGUCCAUCUGUUGAAGCUGGGCAGCCCCCCACCACACAAGGAAGCCCGCCAGCGUCGGAAGGAGCUCCGAAGGAAGCUGCUGGCAGAGCAGGAGGAGCUGGAGCGGCAGAUGAAGGCGCUUCAGACCGCCAACGAAGACAAGCAACAGGAGCUGGAGAGCGUGAGGAAGAAGCUGGAGGAAGCAGCAUCUCGUGCCGCAGAUGAGGAAAAGAAACGGCUGCAGACUCAAGCGGAACUACAGACCAGGUUCAGCACCGAGCUGGAGCGGGAGAAGCUGAUCAGACAGCAGAUGGAGGAGCAGGUUGCCCAGAAGUCCUCAGAACUGGAACAGUAUCUCCAGCGAGUUCGGGAGCUGGAAGACAUGUACCUAAAGCUGCAGGAGGCCCUUGAGGAUGAGAGGCAGGCCCGGCAGGAUGAAGAGACGGUGCGCAAGCUUCAGGCCAGGUUGCUGGAGGAAGAGUCUUCUAAGAGGGCGGAACUGGAAAGAUGGCACCUGGCACAGCAGCAGGCCAUCCAGACGACAGAGGCCGAGAAGCAGGAGCUGGAGCAGCAGCGGGUCUUGAAGGAGCAGGCUCUGCAGGAGGCCAUGGCGCAGCUGGAGCAGCUGGAGCUCGAGCGGAAACAGGCGCUGGAGCAGUAUGAGGGCGUUAAAAAGAAGCUAGAGAUGGCAACUAACAUGACGAAGAGCUGGAAGGACAAAGUGGCCCAUCAUGAGGGGUUAAUACGAUUGAUAGAACCAGGUUCAAAGAAUCCUCACUUGAUCACCAACUGGGGACCCGCAGCGUUCACCCAGGCAGAGCUCGAGGAGAGAGAGAAGAGCUGGAAAGAGAAGAAGACUACGGAGUGACAGCUCUCCCAGUGGCUACCCCAGGCACAAUCACAUCAGUGAGGAGUCAACUCCAUGCCCAGGGCAAGGACACUGGCUUUGCUGCUUCUAACCAUCUCCCCUCAGGGCUCCAGCGGGGUCCACACGUUGAGGACACUGUAUUUACCUUUUAGAGCUGUCUGAGCUUUCCUGGACGAGAACAUAGGCACGGGUGUGGCUGGGGCCACCUUCACUGUCACCUUCUGCGGGCCUGCGGCUGCUGCUCUCACGCCCUCUCUGCAUAGGAGGUCAGCUGCCUCCUCAGGCAGGGUAUCUCCUCCGCUGACAGGUGACAUGGCGCGCCUUCAUUGUCGUGCUCUGAUGGACCUGGGUAUCAUGCACUUGGCAUGCUUCCUUUCCUGUUCUGUCCUUUCCUCUCCCCUCUCUUCAUAGCAAAACGGAUCUUGGCCCAGUGUCUCCACCCAGCUCCCUGGACGUUCUGUCCGCGGCCCCUGGUCCAUGAGGGGCUAACUUGAGGUCAGCAGUGCCUGGGUAGUGUGGGAGGUUAAAUGUGGACACGGUGGGAAGCUGACGGUCCGAGGGCUGGUUAGGGGUAAAGGCGUCAGGGUGAUGGCGAGCCCUUGCUUUAGCCAAGCUGGGAUUGUGGCUCUCACUAGGAUUGUCUCUGCUUUUCCCACCUCCGUGGGUGACCAGGUCAUGGUUCCUAUGCUUUUUUUUUUUUUUUUUGAGGGUAUUGAGGAAGGUUUUCACGGGUAAUCUGGUCUGGGAUUGAGAAUAGUAAGGAAGCCUUCCCAUGCUAGUUGGCAUCUAUAAGCACAGUGACUCCAUGGACAGCCACAGUGCUUUCCAUUUUAGACAGGAGCAGCGUGAUUUCCAGAUUACAGAAAAGGUGGAUUCAAUAACAGAGCAGAGGACCCCGAGUGUCCUGGUCCAGCCUUGCCUUGGGGCAGAGAGGAGGCCAUUCCAGACAUGCGCAAGUCUAGAGAUAGAUUUCAGUGUUCCUGGUAUUUACAUAAGAACUGGAUAGGAUGCCAUAAAUCUCUACCUUUUAUGACUGGAAAACAUUUGCCAAUGGAAGUCUUAUAAAUUUUUAAGAUUUUGGGCUGCUUCACUAUAAUUUUAUUUCAUGUUUAUAGUUGCCUUCAUAAAGUUUAGAUUUGUAUGCAGAACAUCACUGUAUCAUGAACCUUCUUAGCUUAAGCUAACCUGGGCGUGGGUUUCUGCCUGGGCCAUUCAAUUACCUCAUUCACCAGUGUUUUCUUGUCGUUGCUGCUGGUCUAUCAGAUGAGGGGACUAGGGCUUCCCCAGUGGCUUAAUGAUGUCUCCUUGGGGACUUCAGUGACCCUGGAGAGAACGAGGAAAAGAAACCGCAAGAAGGUUCUGACUGGUGUGCAAUGUCUGGAUGGAAGCCGUGGGCCUGGGAGUCCAGGGGAGACUGGGGUGAAAGGGCUGCCAUGUCCUGGCCGGCAGACCAUUCGUUCCUCCUUAAGCCUGACUUUCUUUAAACACAGCCAGAAGCAGGGUCUGCCUCUGCCAUGGCCCUCGUUGUCUGGUCUGGGCGCAAGCCUGAAUUCUGCCUGCUUCCCGGUUGUGCAGUGCCGUCUGGGCUGUGCCGAGGUGCCUGCAAUCUGUAGACACCGGCUUCAGCAGCACUGUGGCUGGGACGUGAAAGCCCUUCUAAACAGUGGAUAAAGAAGGCAGCACAGAUGUGCACUCCGCGACUCCCUUUUGGGCAGAUGCUUUGAUGCUCAUGGAUCUCUCCUGAUCCUUGCCGUGGCUUCAGCUGAGUGCCUAUUGACCCCUCGCCUCACCUCUGUAAUAGCUACAGGAAACUUCAGGAGUGCCUGUCUGCAUGUUCACUGUAAUCAGCCCUUCCUACAGCUAGAGAUAAGAUUAUCUGCAGGAAUUGUGAAUGAAAAACAUUUUGAAAUCUGUUUUGGAAUCUGCUGUAUUAGGAAGGAACAAAAUAUUUAUAAUUUUCCAGCAUUCUUAUCUAAACUUUGUACAAUGUAAUGUGCUCAACUUUCUUAAUUUUUUGCUAAUUUUUCUAAGAUAUUAAAAUGUUUUCUAUGGG
This is a messenger RNA of Mesocricetus auratus (golden hamster), 3900 nucleotides long. RefSeq names its product switching B cell complex subunit SWAP70 (gene Swap70). Gene Ontology annotation, cellular component: cytoplasm; nucleus. Lineage: Eukaryota; Metazoa; Chordata; Mammalia; Rodentia; Cricetidae. Bases 90 to 1847 code for a protein of 585 amino acids. The transcript is spliced from 12 exons. The record is from RefSeq and is a predicted model, not a curated record.